AGCUAUAUAACUAUAGAUCCCUGGAUACAAAGAUACACCUGCUGAGUUUCCCCACUCUCAGCUUACACAACGACUGUGACCAUGAAGCUGGCUAUUCUGAUCUGCGUUUCUGUUCUCAUUUACCUCUCUGUGGCAGAGGCACAACAGAGUGAGGACAACAAUGUUCCUGAUUUUGGAUGUACUCGUGAGUACAAUCCAGUGUGUGGAGAUGAUGGUGUCACAUACUCCAAUGAGUGCAUGCUACAGUGGGAGAACAAGAUUCGUGGCAAGAAUGUCAGCCUGAAGCACGUAGGAAAGUGUGAGACGUCCUGAACUCACUGCUGUUACAUCUAUAGUAUCCACAAUGGCUUUCCAUAUAGAUACUACAGCACCAACCAGCGUGAUUUCCUAUCAUACAUUAAUCAGUAUAAUAUGAAGACAUAAUGCUAUUGGAACCUUAUCAGACAUUGCUUUGUCAACAUGUAAUCACAUGCAAGUGAAGCAUUUAAGAGCUCUAUUUUAUUAAUAAAUGAAUAAAAAAAGAAUUUCAAAUAAACCACAUUCAAAAUCUAAA
Molecule: messenger RNA, 553 nt
Organism: Carassius carassius (crucian carp)
Lineage: Eukaryota; Metazoa; Chordata; Actinopteri; Cypriniformes; Cyprinidae
Product: serine protease inhibitor Kazal-type 1-like
Exons: 4
Coding region: 82-312 (76 amino acids)
Molecular function (GO): serine-type endopeptidase inhibitor activity; protein binding
Source: RefSeq, a predicted model, not a curated record